Messenger RNA from Carcharodon carcharias (great white shark), 866 nucleotides. RefSeq names its product chromatin accessibility complex subunit 1 (gene chrac1). Lineage: Eukaryota; Metazoa; Chordata; Chondrichthyes; Lamniformes; Lamnidae. Gene Ontology annotation, molecular function: protein heterodimerization activity. The record is from RefSeq and is a predicted model, not a curated record. The coding region runs from base 24 to 476 and encodes 150 amino acids. Gene Ontology annotation, cellular component: CHRAC; nucleus. The transcript has 3 exons.
CGGCAGUGGGCGCGUUCUCUAAGAUGGCCGAGCUGAAGCGGCGCGAGGGCCUGAGGUUCCCGGCUCGGCCCAGCCUCCCGGCCCCAGGGCCCGGGCCCGCCGCCCUGCCCCUUUCCCGGGUCAAACUCAUCAUGAAGAGCUGCCCCGACGUUUCCAGCAUCAACCAGGACGCGCUUUUCCUGACUGCCAAGGCCACGGAAUUAUUUGUGCAGCAUCUCGCCACAUGCGCCUACAAAAGCAGCAGUUCAGAAAAAAAGGAACUAACCUACAAUGAACUGGCUGACUGUGUGGAGAACUCUGAAACAUUCCAGUUUCUCGCUGAUAUCUUGCCAAAAAAGAUUUUGGCAAGCGAAUACCUCAAGAUGCUCGAGGAGGAGAAAGAAGGAGGUGGUGAUGGAGAAGGUGAUAAUGACGAAAAUGACGAGGACGAUGAUGAGGAGGACGAUGAUGAGGAUGAAGCAGAAAACGAGUCCUAAAGGAAGCUAGAAAGUGCCUUUUCACUGUACCAGCAUCUUGCUGACGAUUGUCCGAAGGCUGCAGUAGAGAGCAAGAGGAAAAUGCAAUACCUAAAACUAUUGUGUAUUUGGGAUAAGUCAGCACAAACCUACAUAUGUACAACUUGUAAAUUCCAUAAUAUAAACAACUGUGAAGAACUGAACAAUGAUCAAAUAGGAAAUCUGUAGUUAGUGUUAACAGUUCCUUCAGUUCAAUGAUAGGAAACUGCUGAUUUUUUUGAAAAGCAAUAGAUCAGUUUUUUUUUCUUUCCUGGUUGUGUUAUUGGUAAAUAACAGAACAAACUUGGUAUAAUAUUGUGUAUAUAUGUGAAAUAUACUUUUGUAUGUUUGGAAAUUAAAGAGAAAAAUAUG